Messenger RNA from Monodelphis domestica (gray short-tailed opossum), 2594 nucleotides. RefSeq names its product G protein subunit beta 3 (gene GNB3). The record is from RefSeq and is a predicted model, not a curated record. Gene Ontology annotation, molecular function: protein binding. NCBI's taxonomy places the organism in Eukaryota, Metazoa, Chordata, Mammalia, Didelphimorphia, Didelphidae. Gene Ontology annotation, biological process: signal transduction.
CUUCUACCAAAGCUUUAAUGGGUUUCAAGACAUUUUGACCAUCCAGUCUGCUCUCCCAGGACAGGAUCUUCUAGGAUUCUGGGGAAUAGGGAAGUGGAUGUGGAUGAUUGACACAGAGGAGAGGAAUAACUGAGGUGGCCUGUUCCCAACCUUGGCUCCUGAGCCUUGGAUCCAAAUGGGCUCCCCCCUCUAGCCACAUUCUGCUCCUUUCAGCCCUUGGCUUAAAGGUAAGACCUGAGGACAGCUGGUAGGGGGCUUUGGAAGGGAGAUUAUCCAGAUCAGUCUCCUCUAAUCUCAUCUCUGUUUUCUAUGUGACUCCCCCUCUUCUCUUCAUAAACCCUACUGACUGUUGGUGAUUCCAUCAGUCCUAGGGAGCCACUUACUCUGGGCUGGUGGAGAAGGAUGUUUGCCAUCAUCUCUAACCCUCACUUUAUACCCCAUUCUGGAAUGUGGACUGGCUCUUCCCUCUCUUCCGAUCAUCUCAAUUGGGAGUUGUUCUUUUGCCUCCCUGAUUGCCCCCUACUUAUUCUUUUGUUCACCCCUCCCCCAAUAACAACAGCAACACUCUGACCCCCUAAUCCUCAACAGCUUUAGUCUAAUCCCAGCUGUGGUCUGAUGCUCUUAUCUUUGCCAUCAGAGAGGUGGCCUGGUAAGCACAUGCUCCUCCUCCCCUACCUCUAUCUUUCCUUAAUGCUCCCCAACUAAGAAUACAGGGGAGCACUGUGAGGGAAGCUGGUCCUCCUCUGGCAGCUUCCACGAAGACUCAGCCUGAUACCCACAGUGCCCUCCAUCUGGUUGCAGCCUUUUGCCCUUAGAUCUUGGGCAUCUUCCCAACGGUCUUGACCUUAACCUUCCUAUCCAGUCCUUUCCCUACCCCCACCCCAUUUUAUCCAGCCCCUAACUCUCCAGGACCAGGUAGAGCUGGGUAGGUGACCCAAGAGAAGAAGAACCAAGAUCCAGAACGAGCUCAAAUCCAUUCCCAAGGCAGGAACAGGAGCGGUUUCAUCUAUUUAGCCAUGGGGGAGAUGGAGCAAUUGCGUCAGGAAGCUGAACAGCUCAAGAAACACAUCGCGGACGCCCGGAAAGCCUGUGCUGAUACCACCCUGGCAGAGCUGACUUCUGGCCUCGAGCUUGUUGGGAGGAUUCAGAUGCGGACACGGCGGACUCUCCGAGGACACCUGGCCAAGAUCUAUGCUAUGCACUGGUCGACCGACUCCAAGCUGCUCGUGAGUGCUUCACAGGACGGGAAGCUGAUCGUGUGGGACACCUACACCACCAACAAGGUCCACGCCAUUCCUCUCCGUUCGUCUUGGGUCAUGACCUGUGCCUAUGCUCCAUCGGGAAAUUUUGUGGCUUGUGGAGGUCUGGACAACAUGUGCUCCAUCUACAGCCUCAAAUCUCGAGAGGGCAACGUCAAAGUCAGCCGGGAGCUCUCCGCCCACACAGGCUACCUGUCCUGCUGUCGAUUCUUAGACGACAACAACAUUGUGACCAGUUCUGGGGAUACCACCUGCGCCCUCUGGGACAUUGAGACCGGUCAGCAGAAAAUGGUAUUUUUGGGCCACACAGGAGAUUGCAUGAGUCUGGCUGUUUCUCCCGACUUCAAACUCUUUAUUUCUGGGGCCUGUGAUGCCAGUGCCAAGCUGUGGGACGUGCGAGAGGGGACUUGCCGCCAAACUUUCACGGGCCAUGAGUCUGACAUCAAUGCUAUCUGCUUCUUCCCCAACGGUGAAGCGAUUUGUACGGGCUCAGAUGACGCUACCUGUCGGCUCUUUGACCUCCGGGCUGACCAGGAGCUGAUUACUUAUUCCCAUGAAAGCAUCAUCUGUGGGAUCACGUCGGUUGGCUUCUCCCGAAGUGGCCGCCUGUUGCUGGCUGGCUACGAUGACUUUAACUGUAACAUCUGGGAUUCCAUGAAGGGCGAACGUGUUGGGACCCUCUCAGGCCAUGACAACAGGGUCAGUUGCCUGGGGAUCACAGCUGAUGGGAUGGCAGUAGCCACAGGCUCCUGGGACAGCUUCCUCAAAAUCUGGAACUGAAAAGGGUGGCAGAAGAUGAGAGAUGAGGGGCAACUUGGACUUCUGAUGCCCACAUCAUUUUGAAGAUUUGAACUCACCUGCUUUCAUUUCUUCAGGACUUCCACCUUAGAGGGCAGGUGGGGUUUAGGAAAUGUAGAAAAGAAAGAACAUGCAAGUAGCAAAGCCUGGGUCCGAAAGGCCAUAAAGGUCCCCUUCCCUCUGCUGCCAUCAGCCCCCACAUAUGUGUAGCUUUCCCUCCCACCUUCAUCGGUGAUCAUUCUGACCCCUACUUAGCAUCUUCCUCUUCUUCUCCAAAUACCCUUCGCAGUCUCCAAAGCCAGAUGGUUAGCUCUGAAAGGAAGCAAGGACUUCCAAAGUCCUGGAUUCUUCACCAAUAGUUCCAACAAGCACCCUAGGAGACCAGACUUAGAAGGUUUGGGGUAAACCAGAACUUCUUCCCCAUGUCUGUGCCCUGCUUAGUGACCCUCUUGAAUCCCUGUUUCUUUUCCUUGUGGCCCUUCUUCUCUAGCUCAGACUCAGUAAAGGGUCGAUUUAAUAAAGCUCACAUUCAACAAA